Molecule: messenger RNA, 1465 nt
Organism: Dicentrarchus labrax (European seabass)
Lineage: Eukaryota; Metazoa; Chordata; Actinopteri; Moronidae
Product: syncoilin-like
Exons: 6
Coding region: 1-1329 (442 amino acids)
Cellular component (GO): intermediate filament
Source: RefSeq, a predicted model, not a curated record
AUGUGUUUGCACCCGCCGGUGCAGAUCCGUUUGUUGGCCGUCAGAGAAAGUGUCUUCUCCGCUGUCGAUGCUGUUUGUCUGCAGACGCCCGGGUGGACCACGGUGGGGGGAAAUGAACACAAGUUGCGUCGCUGUCGACCUGCAUCACCCACCUGGAGGAGGCUGGACGCGCGCUCAGAGACAGGCACAGAGCUGUCCUCAAAGUUGAGAGCAAACUGCCCACAGCUCUCCGGACUGUCACCUCCAAACAAAAAGGCCAUGGACAAUCAAACAUCAACAGAGAAAGGGAAAGACAUGGCAUCUUCUGUGGACUCAAGCAUGGAACGUGUAUUUGUUGAGGACAUCACAGACAGCAGCCAUACUGACUCUGAAACAGAGACAAUCAUUCCCCUAGAUGAGUGCGCACCACAUCCCAUCAUAGAUACGGACCAGGCGGUCAUAGACAGCUUGGGGCAGCUUUUUGAACACUGCAUCCAGCAAGUGUCCCAUCUAGAGAUGCAGAGGAAUGAGCUGAUCCAAGAGCUCCUCAGUCUGCAGGAACCAAUGCUGCGGGUCGUGGAGCACCUGAGAGGGAAGCUGGUAGACACACAGAGGCUGCUAACUCUGGCUCAGCUGGAUUAUGUUGCUGUUUAUGAAGAAGUGCAGCAUGUAAAGAGGAAACUGUUUACCACAGCCAGAGACUGCAUCCAGAGCCAGGUGACGCUGGCGGCACACGAGUACGAGGUGGCUCAGUCUGCUGUUACACAGGAGGAGCUCAAAGCCCACAUCCAAAACCUGACCCAGGAGUUGUCCCAGCUCCAGGAGGCCUAUCAGAACCAGCUAAACUCCCUGAGGGACAAGGCCACUAAGCCCUGCAGGCCCAGGGCCAUGAGUGACGUUAGCCAGUGUCGCCAGGCUUCAGUCAGACUGCAGCGGCGACUCAGCGGCAGUGUCAGAGCACUGGAGGGCUGGUACGAGCCUCGACUCGUGGCCCUGCUCAGGAGAAGGCAGAUUGGCGAGGACGCUUUGAGAAAGAGCAGGGAGCAGGCAGUGGACCUGAAGGCCAGCCUGGGACCCCUGAGAGAGGACGUACAAAGACUGGAAGUGCAGAGAGCCUCUCUGGAGCAGAGGAUGACUCUGAUGGAGAGGGAGAGGGAGGAGAGUAUCACACAACACAAGGAGACUGUGGAGACAUUAAAAGAGACUCUGAGAGAACUGAAAGUGGAGUUUGAGAUUCAAAGAAAAUCUAAGAACAAUUUGGAGGAGCAUAAGGAACUCCUUUUAAAAGAGCUGAGAUAUCUGAGAGGCUGUGAUGAACCCAGUGAAACAUCUGCAGAGGAGGAUCCCUGAUUUUGUUUCCAAGGAUAUUCUUAAGCUGACUAUCUGCACAAGACCAAACUCUUAAUAUUUUAGAGGAAAUUACUUACGUACAAAUUACCUGGCAUACUGUGUCAAGAAAUAAAAACAGAUUUACUGUAGAUAUUUU